This is a messenger RNA of Necator americanus (New World hookworm), 567 nucleotides long. RefSeq lists its product as uncharacterized. The transcript has a single exon. Lineage: Eukaryota; Metazoa; Nematoda; Chromadorea; Rhabditida; Ancylostomatidae. The coding region runs from base 1 to 567 and encodes 188 amino acids. The record is from RefSeq and is a predicted model, not a curated record.
AUGCCUCGAAGCCGCAUACGACAAACUUGUAUUGAAUUUGAAAGGCCAACAAAAGAAUCGUUGGAAGAAAGAAGUAGUUUGAGGCUUGGUCCAAAUGCAUCGCACAUUGAGCGGUUAGUAGCAAACACUAGCUGCAGAAAAGCGUUGCAGGAGGAUCUUUUGAAGUACAGGCAGAAGAAGAUUCUGGAAGCAGCACAAAGAAGAACGAGUCUAAAGAAGUGCCGCAGGGAUUUCCGCGAAUAUAAUAUUCCGCUGGCAGCCUUACUGAGCGAAGAUGGGACUAGCACUUUUUCUCGUCGUGGGAUGGAAAUCAUUACGGAGAGGUUCUACUCGAACCUUUUCCGUUCAUCAACUCACGUGCCAAGCUCGAUCAUCCCCACUGAUGAAGCUCCACCACAGAUUCUCCCUUCGGAAGUACGAGUCGCUAUCAAGAGCAUGAAACCUAGCACAGCCCCCGGACCUGAUUUUAUAUCAGCAGACUUUCUUCGAACUGGUGGCCAUCCACUUCAUGUAAUCUUAGCAGCGCACAUGACAUCCUACCUUCAGAGAGAAAGGAUCCUAGAGUAG